UCGGGCGCGCGCAUGUGACUUUAUUAAUAGAAGAGAUCUAAACGGAGCGCGUGCCACAAAGUCUCAACUGGUACAAGAAAGCGUUUCAGUGUCACUUGUGUUGACGACUGUACCAGCUGAUGCGUGCGGUUACUGCGACUAUUACAUGCGAGUUCAUGGACUACCCUGGACAUUUUGGACGCGAAGGUACCAGUUUAAAAAGUUGUGAGUGAUGGCGCGAACUGAAAUUAAUAUCGAUGCUGCAUUUGAAAUUCCCAGAAAGGAUGUAGAGCAAUUUGACUAUUCUCCGCCCAAAACUACGCAUAGGAAGAAGGAAAGUAAAGAAAGUUGUUUAGUGAAAGUGAAACAGAAGUUGCCAAAUGUAGAUGAAAUUAAGCAGUAUACAGCGGCGGUUUUAUGUGGUUUAUUACUAUGGGGGUCGAGCUGGUUCCUGUUCAAAGAUGCGGUGGCCCCGGGAGGAUUUGCUUUCAAAAUGGCCGCUGUCACAGUCGUGGGCUACACGUGCGGACAUACCCUGGAGCGGUACACAACCAUCACUCCAAUGGUGGGAAUGACCCUGGUGGGAGCCCUAUACCGAACUUUUGGUGGAGAAAACUUCUUAGCAAACCCUGCGGCUGACGCGAUCGAUUUUCACUUAAGGCGCAUAUACCCCGUGAUCAUCCUGACCCGGGGUCCUCUCACCUGGAACUGGGAGUACAUCAGGAGCGCCCCGGUCCGCGUGUUCUCACUGGCCACGUUACCCUGGGUGGUGGAGUGCCUCUCCGUGGCUGUAUUUGCUCAUCUGCUGCUCGGGUUCCAAUGGUAUUGGGGUAUCCACCUCGGGGCUAUACUGUCGUCAGUGUCCCCGGCGGUGGUGGUGCCGGCGUGUCAGGCGCUGACGGCUCGGGGGCUCGGCACUAGGAACAAGAUCGGCCUGCUGGUGGGCAACGCUGGGGGUCUGGAUACUGCCUUCACGGAGGGCAUGUUCGGAGUCAUCAACACUGCCAUUUUUGUUGACGCUCCACUGUAUUACAGGAUUGUUAAGGCAGUGCUGGCGAUAUUCGUCGGCAUCCUCUUGGGCGUGGCGUGGGGUACCCUGUUGGACCUGGUCCCGGCUCACUCGGACCACUACGCGCCUGUCACCCGCAGUCUGCUGAUCUUCGCUGGUGGACUCUUGCUGUCAUACGCGUGUGCAUUCUUGGGCUGGGGAGGCACUUCAGGAGUAGCCAUUAUGGUGUGCGCGGGCACUGCAGCCACGCGCUGGGCGCGGCGCGGCUGGCCCAUCAACGACAACCCCGUGUCUGAAGUAUUCAAGCUGCUGUGGAGAGUCUUCGAGCCCAUGCUGUUCACGCUCAGCGGAUACUAUCUAGACGUGUCAAGUAUGACAUUAGCCGACGCCGCGCACAUGACGUCCUGCAUCCUGUUGGCGCUGCUGCUCCGCUUGCUCGCUGCUUUCCUGGUAGCUCUGGCCAACGAACUCUCCCUCAAGGAGAGUCUCUUCAUCGCGGUCACUUGGAUGCCGAAGGCCAUUGUUGAGGCAGUUCUAGUGCGGGUAGCCACUGACUCUCUCUGGACCAAUGGGACUACAAGUGAAGACAUAAAAGCUGCCAAGUUACAUUCCAAUAUCAUCGUUAUAGCCAUUCUGAUAACGUCUACUUUAGGUUCCAUUCUUACCACAGUGCUGGGGCCUAUAUUGUUAUCAUCAGACUCCAAAGUGUCUCCUGCUCAUACAUGUAAUAGUUAAAUCGCAUAGGUUCUAGAUUUUUUUUUUAAAUAAUAAAUAUUGACGAUUAGCUAAUAUACAGGGGAAGCAAAUACAAGCCUAUACAACAUUAUAUGACGUUGAUGAUUACGAUAAAUCCAAAUAAUUACUUAAAACAUUAUUUUUAUAUUGUACCUAUAGGUACCUACCGUUCUACCAAAUCAAAAAGCUCAAACGUAUUCUCCAAUGAUCUCAUAAAUUAUAUAAGUAAUUGCAUGAACAUGUAUCUUAAGAAUAAGUAUGUUGUAACUACUUAGCAAGUAAAUAAAGUGAAUUAUUCAAAAUAUGUAAAUAUUUUUUUGUUUGAUAGUUGUAUGGAUAAGUACUCAAUAUAGACCAUCUUCUAUCGUCAAAGCCUUAAGCACUACCAAUCACUCUUUCAACAUAACCAAAGGUUACCUGGUAGAAAAUGCUGCUAGCAUUAAGUUCGUCUUUGUACCAAUUUACUU
Molecule: messenger RNA, 2190 nt
Organism: Plutella xylostella (diamondback moth)
Lineage: Eukaryota; Metazoa; Arthropoda; Insecta; Lepidoptera; Plutellidae
Product: sodium/hydrogen exchanger 9B2
Biological process (GO): proton transmembrane transport
Cellular component (GO): membrane
Molecular function (GO): antiporter activity
Source: RefSeq, a predicted model, not a curated record